Molecule: messenger RNA, 1900 nt
Organism: Anolis carolinensis (green anole)
Lineage: Eukaryota; Metazoa; Chordata; Lepidosauria; Squamata; Anolidae
Gene: lhx2
Product: LIM homeobox 2
Exons: 5
Coding region: 7-1296 (429 amino acids)
Biological process (GO): neuron differentiation; regulation of transcription by RNA polymerase II
Cellular component (GO): nucleus
Molecular function (GO): RNA polymerase II transcription regulatory region sequence-specific DNA binding; DNA-binding transcription factor activity, RNA polymerase II-specific
Source: RefSeq, a predicted model, not a curated record
GGGGCGAUGCUGUUCCACAGCCUGUCCGGGGUCCCCGAGAUGCACGGCGUGAUCGACGAGAUGGACCGGAGGAGCAAAGGCGGAGGAGGAGAAAGAGAAAGAGAAAGAGGAGAAAGAGGAGGAGAAGCGCCCGCCAUCAGCUCCGCCAUCGACCGGGGAGACGCCGAGACGGCCAUGCCUUCGCUGAGCCUGGGGUCCGGGGUCGUGGGGGGCGUGGGGGGCGAGCACGCGGCCCUGUGUGCCGGCUGUGGGGGCAAGAUCUCGGACCGCUACUACCUCCUGGCGGUGGACAAGCAGUGGCACAUGCGCUGCCUCCAGUGCUGCGAGUGCAAGCUCAACCUGGAGUCCGAGCUCACCUGCUUCAGCAAGGACGGGAGCAUCUACUGCAAGGAGGACUACUACCGGCGCUUCUCGGUGCAGCGCUGCGGGCGGUGCCACCUGGGCAUCUCGGCCUCGGAGAUGGUGAUGCGGGCGCGGGAGCUGGUCUUCCACCUCAGCUGCUUCACCUGCGCCUCCUGCGCCCGCGUCCUCGCCACCGGAGACCACUUCGGCCUCAAGGACGGACUCGUCUACUGCCGGCCCCACUUCGAGGCCCUGCUCCGGGGAGGGCCCUUCGCCUUGCACUUCGCCGCCGGGGAGGGCGCGGGAAAGGCGGGCGCCGCGCCAGGACAGGCCCCGGCUUUGGGCCCUGCCGCCCUGGGACUGCCCGGGUACUACAACGGGGCCGGCGCCGUCCAGAAAGGCAGGCCGAGGAAGAGGAAGAGCCCCGCGCCCGGCCCGGACCUCGCGGCCUACAACGCAGCCCUGAGCUGCAAUGAGAACGACGGGGACCACCUGGACCGCGACCAGCAAUACCCCAGCAACCAGAAAACGAAGCGCAUGCGGACCUCCUUCAAACACCACCAGUUGCGGACAAUGAAGUCUUAUUUUGCUAUUAACCACAACCCGGACGCCAAGGACUUGAAGCAGCUCGCGCAGAAGACAGGCCUGACCAAGAGAGUGCUCCAGGUCUGGUUCCAGAACGCUCGGGCCAAAUUCCGGCGGAACCUGCUGCGCCAGGAGACCACGGGGGUGGACAAGGCCUCCGAGGGGGCGCUGCAGGCGGGCACCCCUUCGGGCCCGGCCUCGGAGAUCUCCAACACCUCCAUGAGCCCCUCCAGCACCCCCACCACCUUGACGGACUUAACCAACCCCAGCAUGCCCUCGGUCACCUCGGUCUUGACCUCCGUGCCCGGCGCCUUGGACGUCCACGAAUCCCGGAGCCCCCCGCAGACCACGCUCACGAAUCUUUUCUGAUGACUCUCGUUUCCCUUUCCUCCUUCCUUCCUUUCUUCCUUUCCGUUCCUUUCUUAUUUUUAUUUUUAUUUUUUUUCGAAGAGGAAAAAAAUUAUUCUUAGUGUAUUUUGCUAGAGACGUUCCCGCACGGGGUUCUAGAGCCGCAGCGUAGGGAGAACCGGCGGGACUGAGGACGGACUUGCCGCACAACCUUUGUGUUCCUGUACAGCUUUGGUGGGCCGCGGGGGGCCAGGGAAACAGCGGUUAAUUUAAGUUGGCGAAAGCUUCUGUGAUUUCCAGAGACUGUCAUGUGCCUUAUAUACUGUUCUCCCCUCUUCGCCCCAAAUUUGGGUUAAACCCCCCCUUCCCAAAAAGAAAAACAAAACCCUUGUUCCUUUCUGUAUAUUUAUGACCAAACAAAACCAACACAAGAGGAGAUGUCCAUAAGAGUUUGGUUCCUUGGAAUUAGUCCUAAAAAAAAGCCCUUCAUUUGGUUGUUCUGAUGUUUUAGACUUUUGGAGAAAAAAAAGUGGGAUUUAAAAAAAAUAAAAUCUGUUCAGCUAUCAGAAUUUGUAAACAAAACAAAAAAAAACCUAACCAGUAAUAAAACCACUUACAGAAACUA